Messenger RNA from Perognathus longimembris pacificus (Pacific pocket mouse), 4555 nucleotides. It is a transcript of the gene Trdn, whose product is annotated as triadin. Lineage: Eukaryota; Metazoa; Chordata; Mammalia; Rodentia; Heteromyidae. The coding region runs from base 313 to 2382 and encodes 689 amino acids. Gene Ontology annotation, cellular component: sarcoplasmic reticulum; membrane. The record is from RefSeq and is a predicted model, not a curated record. Gene Ontology annotation, molecular function: signaling receptor binding. The transcript has 38 exons.
UAGAGUGCCAGGAAAAAAAAGUGCUGAAGAGUCCUAGGGAUAUGAGGCUAUUUUUGUUCGAAGCUGAUACUUCUAGCUGAGCCACAAGUGCUGCUUGGGAAGGGCUUAGGUUGUUUCCAGGGGGAGAACUCUGCAGAGAAGAGGCAAAGUUCAACAGGACAACAAAGAAGCAGCAGAAACAGCCAGAAAAAAAAAUAAUAGCGAAGAGCCCUCCUCACACUUUAACACAGAACCCUCUUCCAGAGUUCUCAAAUCUUAAAGUACUCCACUUGACAGGAACUUUUCACCUGACUCUUAAUUUCUACGACCACUAUGACUGAGAUCACUGCUGAAGGAAAUGCAUCUACAACCACAACUGUUAUAGACAACAAAAAUGGAUCUGUGCCCAAGUCCCCUGGAAAAGUGCUGAAGAGGACAGUCACAGAAGACAUUGUGACAACCUUUAGCUCCCCAGCAGCCUGGCUCCUGGUCAUUGCACUUAUCAUCACAUGGUCAGCAGUGGCUGUCGUUAUGUUUGAUUUAGUGGAUUACAAGAACUUUUCAGCAAGCUCCAUUGCCAGGAUUGGGUCAGAUCCUCUCAAACUUGUACAUGAUGCUGUGGAGGAAACCACAGACUGGGUCUAUGGCUUCUUGUCUUUGUUGUCUGACAUCAUCUCAUCUGAAGCUGAUGACGAAGAUGAUGAUGGGGAUGAGGACAUUGAUAAAGGAGAAGUAGAAGAGCCUCCUCUGAAAAAAAAAGAAAUACAUAAGGGAAAGACUGAAAAGCCGGAGAAACCUGAAAGGAAAUUUCAAACUAAAGUUGCACACAAAGAAAAGGAAAAAGACAAAGACAAAGACAAAGACAAAGAAAAAUCUGUAAAGAAAGCAACCCACAGGGAGAAAACUGAGAAAAAAGAAAAGCCAGAAAUGAAGACAACACAAGAAGAGAAGAAAGCUAAGGCUAAAGAAAAGACAGAAGAAAAGACUAAGAAAGAAGUGAAAGGUGGGAAACAGGAGAAAGGGAAGCAAUCAGCUGCAAAAGUCAAAGAAGUACCAAAAACUCCACCAAAAGCUAAGGAGAAAGAAGAUAAAGAGGCUGCAGCUGUGUCAAAGCAUGAUCAGAAAGAUCAGUAUGCGUUCUGUCGAUAUAUGAUUGACAUGUUUGUCCAUGGGGAUUUAAAACCAGGACAAAGUCCAGCCAUACUCCCUCCAUCACUGACAGCAGGAAUGUCCACAACUCCUCAGCCAACCCCCACACCUGAAGAGAAAGAAGGGGAGAAGAAGAAAGUUGAGAAGAAAUUUAUGCCCGAAACAAAAAAGAAAGAAAAAGAAGAUUCCAAAAAGAAAACAGAAAAGGAAAUUGCUAUUGAUGUGAAAAAAAAAGAGACAGGGAGAGCUCCUGAAACUAAGCAAGGGAUUGCAAAAGUUGCAGCUCAAGCAGCAGCUAAAAAGGAUGAGAAGAAGGAAGAUUCGAAGAAAACAAAAAAAGCUUCAGAAGAACUGCCCAAGGGAAAAAAACAGGAAAAGAAAGAAAAACAUGCAGAACCAGCAAAAUCACCAAAGAAAGACCAUCCAGCUCCAAGUGAAAAACAAGUAAAAACAAAAACUGAACAAGCCAAAGAAGUUGCUGCUGCCUCCACCAAGAAAGCUGUACCUGCAAAGAAGGAAGAGAAAACAACCAAGACAGUGGGACAAGAAAUUAAAAAAGAAAAAUCGGUGAAGACUUCUCCUGUGAAAGAUAAAGAAAUCAUUAAGGGGAAAGAGGUGAAGGUCCCACCUUCCUUAAAGGAAAAAGAUAAAGAAGCCAAGCCUAAAUUUCCACAACUACAAGUGAAAAAAGAAGAAAAGCCAGAACCACAAAUUAAAAAGGAUGCAAAACCAGCUUCAUCUGAAAAAGCACAGAUACACAAACAAGACAUAGUGAAAGGAGAAAAAACUGUUGUUCAUGGUAAACCAGAAGAGAAAGAUCUCAAGCAGGUAAAAGCUGCCACGAUUGAAAAAACAGUCAAGACGAAGCCAGAAAAAAAAAUUGAACAUCCAGAAAAAGAAUUUCAAUCUAUAAAAACAGACAAACUUAAAUCAACGUCAAUAGGAACAUUGGAAGACACUGAAUCAGGAAAGAAGAAAAUUGAAAAAUCUGAAAAGGAAAGUAAAGCAGAGAAAAUGACAAAAGCAUCAAGAGAAGAUAUUGAAGAUGUGCCAGCUCCAAAGAAAGCAAAAGUAGAAAAAACUGAAGACGGAUCUUCUCCAAAGAAGCAAAAAAGUCCCAUCAGUUUCUUCCAGUGUGUGUACUUGGAUGGAUACAACGGUUAUGGAUUUCAGUUUCCCGUCACUCCUGCACAGAGCCCUGGAGAGAGCUCUGGGAAAUCAAAUUCUCCAGGGCUGAAGCAACAAGGACAAUAGACAUGCAUGCAUGCAUGACCCUUUCAAGUGCUUUAAAAUUCUGAAAUUGGAACUUCUGUUUUGUCCACACUGGCACAGUUAUUUCAAGUAAUGCCGAGAAUUUCUCAAAAAAACAUCUUUAAUCCUCUGCCUGGGUUAGAAUGCACAGAGGUGGGCAAAAGAUUGAAUAAUAAGCAAACAUGUUGAAGGGUCUAAUGCUCAAAAGUCUAUUAUUUAUUUCUGUUGUGGGAGGAAGGGUGUUUAUAAGUUUUUCUACUUUAAUUCACUAUAAAAUUGUAUAUCACGUAAAUAAAUUGGUUUAAUAUGGGCCUUUUAAAUGUAAUUGACACAAUUGCAAAAUGAAAUUCCUGGCUUCAGUUACAUACAUAAUUCAAUAUAGUCUGUGACUUCAGCUUAAAGGGUAAAGGAGUAUAUAUAAAAGUGACUAUUGUGAAUCAUGUAGCUAUCAAGUUGAUGUUUAAUCUUAUCACUCUCUUCAUGUCUGUAUCUCUUUUAGUUGUGGCAAAGUUUUUGAAUGGGUAACACUUGUACUGAAAAAUGCUGUAAUUCCCUUGUGAUAUCCUCAGAGCAAAAACUAUCUCAGAACUUUAUAGACACUAUGCAAUGGAAAAUGAGUCCUUGAUGAAUCUUGUCUGCAAGAUUUGUCUUGAACUACAAUGAAGACUUUCACUCCAAUGGAAUUAUACCUCUACUUAGGCACGUCUGUGGCAUCAUUUGUUUAAACUAUAAGAUAUGAACAUUGUCAAUUUCUCCAGACUGUGCCCUGAUAAAAACAGUACCUGGGUGAAGUUUUAAAUCAAGCACAAAUUGUGAGUGACCAAUGAAAAUAUUUUCAUUUCUCAAACAUUCUCUCUGUGAAGUUAAAUGUUUUCUAUUACAAAAUGGAAACAAAAUAUGAAUGGCAUAAAAGCUUAAGGGAGGCAUUUUAACUUUAUGUGCCUUCAUAAGAUGUCUUACUUGCUUUUUAGGGGACUGACAAUCAGGACCCAUUUUUAUCCUACUUGACAAUUUGUCACUGGAAUUGACUGUUACACUUUUGUUGUCUUCCUAGUGAUAAAAAAUACAUGUUCUUUACAUUUUUCUCUCAAUUCUGAAAGUCAUGUCUAUGGUACAUCAUGUUUACAGUUGCAGAUGAACAUUGAUGACAAAUUAACUCAAGUAACAAUUUGAGUACUCUUUCUGGCAUUAUUGCUAUCUUCAGCAUGGCCUGAUCUAGCCAGAAACUGGUAGCCAAAUGAUUUUUUUUUUCAAAACCUGCAACCAAUUAUGGUUCUUAAAAACCAAAAUGUAGGUCAGUUUUACUAAAAGUCACUAGGCAUCAGCAAUACAUUAAUUAUUAACAAUAGACUUUCAAUGACUUUUGUGAAAGACGUUGGUCUCAGCCAGAUGGAUGUGGACCUACCUCAUGCCACAAAAGCUAACACGACACUAAAUCAAACUGGAAACACAUGAGUGGUGUGAGGGCAUUGAAAAUGUGGACUUAAAGUUCUGGCCAAAUGGCACUGUCCUGCAGAGUCCUUUCCAUCACAGUGUAAACUUUUGAAUAGAAGAGUGAGCAAUGUUCAUUGCUCAGAUGCUUUUCUGCCCUUCUCCAUAUUAACACCAUCAGAGAGUAAAUCGGAUGACUAUUUCAGAACGAAUUAUUCUCUGAGUGGUUGUCAAUGACAGUUUAUUCAGCACUUACUCUUGCAUUACUGUGUUAGGUACUGGAAUAUAUAAGCAAUACAUAGGAAUGAUUCAUAUUCCCAGUACUACCUAACACAGUACAUGGUCUUGGAAAUUUUACUAAAUGAACUCUGUUUAUCUCUCCAUAUGUACACUAGGAAUAUGAAAACAAACAGCCUAGCACUGUGGAGACUGACAAAAUAGAUUUAUAUAGUUAUGACAUUUAAAUAAAUUUCUGAUACAAUACUUUUGGAUAUGGCAUUGAUAUUCUUGCAAAGAAUUUUUUAUUUAUUGUCAUUUCUUUCAGCAUCACUAUAAAAUUGAUGAAAAAUAAAACGUGACAUAUUGUAAUUAUAAUUUACUUGAAACAGAUACAAUGUAAACAAUAUUAGUAGUAAUUGUUUGAACAUAUCUGAUUAAAGUUACAAUGAUUAUAGUGCUUUAAAAAUAUACAAAUUGUCAUAUGUUUGGAAUUUUCCACCAAAUAAAAUAUUUCUAGCCCUUUCAA